Monodelphis domestica (gray short-tailed opossum) is the source of this 4244-nucleotide messenger RNA. It is a transcript of the gene TMEM67, whose product is annotated as transmembrane protein 67. Lineage: Eukaryota; Metazoa; Chordata; Mammalia; Didelphimorphia; Didelphidae. The record is from RefSeq and is a predicted model, not a curated record. Gene Ontology annotation, cellular component: MKS complex; ciliary transition zone. Gene Ontology annotation, biological process: cilium assembly.
CACAGUCGUCCAAUCAGCUGGGUAACUUGGCCGCAGUGCAUGAUGGGCCCAAAACGCUGUGGCCCUGGUCUUCAGUACCAUGGCGACAGGUGAGCUUGGGCCUCGGGCCGCUAUGACUGUUGGCUCGGCUCCGAGGCGUCCAGGAACCCGGGUGGCUUUGUUGGUGCUCGUGGCUUUGGUGCUUCCGAGGUUCUCGGCGGCCCAGAGCUACUCGCUGCCUUUCCAACGGCAGGAGUCGUGCAACCACCUCCAGUACUUUGAUAUCUCCUCUCUAUCCUGUGCCCACUGUGGAGCGAACCAGACGCGGGACCCUCGAGGUAUUUCAUGUGUAUGUCUUCCUGGAUUUAGGAUGGUUUCUAAUAAUGGUGGACCUAUUAUUUGUGAAAAGUGCCCAGAGAAUAUGAAAGGAGUUACUGAAGAUGGAUGGAAUUGUAUUUCUUGUCCCACUGGCCUCACUGCAGAAGGAAGAUGCAGAUGUCCUAGUGAUCAUAUUUUAGUGGAACGAGAUACUAAUGGAAGGUUGUUUUCUGAAGCAACUUGUACACUUUGUGAUGGAAGUGAAAACUCUUUCUCAGCAGCAGAUGUAUUUAGAAAUAGGUGUGUCAGAUGUGAACCAACAUUCAUCAAUACAACAAAGUCCUGUACAUGUUCAGAGCGAGCUAUUUUAACAGGUGGAUUAUGUUUCAGCAGUAUCGGGAAUUUUUUUCCACAAGCAGUUACAACUUGGCGUUAUGGACAGUUUGGUGCAUCACUUAAUUCUGAGUGGCUUUCAAAACAUUUGCAAUCAGUAGCAGCUGCUUGUUUGAUAUAUUCUAAUCUUACAUCUUGCCAAGCCCUUGGAAAUAUGUGUGUGAUGAACAUGAAUUCUUGGAGCUCUGCUGCCAUUGAUGCAUGUCGUCUGUUUCGAUUUGUCUUUGAUAAUACUGCUGGACUGGGCACUGUUCAUUCUAUAUCAUUCUGGAGACAGAAUCUUCCAUGGUUGUUCUAUGGAGAUCAGCUAGGAUUAGCACCUCAGAUACUCAGAAAUACCCUGCUUUCUACAAAUUUCAGCUUUAAAGGUCAAAACCAAAAUACAAAACUGAAGUUUUUUGCAGCUUCUUAUGAUGUGAGAGGAAAUUUUCUCCAGUGGAGGACUUUGGAAGGAGGUCUUUUACAGCUUUGUCCAGAUACAGUGUCCAGACUAGAUGCUGCUUAUGACUUUGGAACAACUUAUCAGCAAAAUUGUGAGAUUCCAGUCUCCAAGAUCUUAACUGACUUUAAAAGUCCAAUUUUUUAUGAUCUAUAUCUUGAGUAUACUAGUGAACACCUUUGGGCUAUACCAAUAUUAAACCUAAAUCUUCGGCACAAUGAAGUCCCUGUAAACCAAGACAGCAGCUCUUCCAAGUGGCUUCUGACACGCCGCCUGUUCUUGGUGGAUACAUUAAGUGGACGAGAGAAUGACUUAGGGAAUAUACCAAGAGUAAUUCGAAUUGCCAGCAAGUUAACAAUGAGUAUUUGCCUUGUACCCAAUACUGAAAGUGGAAACAUUUAUCCCCCUCUAAUUACUGUUGCCUACCAGGAUGUUGAGAUCCAGAAUCCGGAUAGCCAGUCUGUGAUGGUUUCUUUCUCAGUCAAAUAUGAAAUGAAUCAAGAUGAAGCACAUACUCAAACUAAUAUUGCAUUAGGUGUAUUGGGUGGGCUGGCAGUUUUAUGGUCUCUUUUAAAGACUGCAGGAUGGAAGAGACGCAUAGGAAGUCCUAUGAUUGACUUGCAGACCAUUAUGAAGUUCUUGGUGUACUAUGCUGGAGAUCUAGCAAAUGUUUUCUUAAUCAUCACUGUGGGAACAGGUCUUUAUUGGCUUAUUUUUUUCAAAGCACAGAAGGCUGUCUCUGUUUUGUUACCAGUGCUAGGUCAAGAAGAAAGCUUUGUCACAUAUGUGGGGUGUGCUUUUGCCUUAAAGGCUCUGCAAUUCUUGCACAAGCUUGUAUGCCAGGUUACUAUAGAUAUCUUUCUCAUUGACUGGGAGAGACCGAAAGGCAAAGUUCUUAAAGCUGUUGAAGCUGGUGAUUGUGGCCUACGAAGUGCUACUGUUCCUGUGAGCAUAUGGAGGACAUAUUUUGUAGCAAACGAGUGGAAUGAAAUUCAGACUGUGAGAAAAAUUAAUCCCCUCUUUCAAGUGCUCACGGUUCUCUUCUUUUUGGAGGUUGUUGGAUUCAAGAACUUGGCAUUAAUGGAUUCAUCCUCGAGUCUCUCAAGAAACACAAAUAGCUAUAUUGCAUCUUAUAGCCGCAUUUUGCGAUAUGCUGUGUCUACUAUCCUUUGGAUAGUCAUUGGCAUGAUACAAAUCAUGUUCUUUGCUGUCUUUUAUGAGAGAUUUAUAGAAGAUAAAAUACGACAAUUUGUUGAUUUGUGUUCCAUGAGCAAUAUUUCAGUAUUUCUCUUAUCACACAAAUGUUUUGGAUAUUAUAUCCAUGGUCGAUCUGUUCAUGGACAUGCAGAUACUGACAUGGAAGAAAUGAACACGAAUCUUAAGAGGGAGGCGGAAAAUUUGUGUAGCCAAAGAGGUUUGUUACCCAACACAGAUGGUCAGACCUUUCAGAUUUCCAUUUCUAACAAAACAAGACAACAUUAUGACAAAAUUCAUGAAACACUAAUAAGGAAAAAUGGCCCUCCUCGACUAUUAAGUUCAUCAGCAACUACUUUUGAACAAAGUAUUAAAGCCUACCAUGCCAUGAAUAAAUUCCUUGGUUCAUUCAUUGAUCACGUUCAUAAGGAAAUGGAUUACUUUGUAAAAGACAAGUUGCUUUUUGAACGAAUUCUUGGUAUGGAAUUCAUGGAACCAGCAGAAAAAAGCAUCUUCUACAAUGAUGAAAACUAUUCCUUCAGCAAUGUUCUCUAUUAUGGGAAUGAAGGUACUCUUCUUACCUUUGAUAUACUAUUUUUCUCUAUUGUGGAUCUGGCUUCUCAGGAUUUUGUUUUAGCAGCCUUUCUUACUUACAUACAACAGGAGGUUUUUAAAUUUCUCCGUUAUACAAUAGGAAGGAGGAAUUUGGCAUCUAAAACUUUGGUGGACCAAAGAUUCCUUAUUUAAUUAAUUCAAAGGAUGAAUUCAAGACUCAGUAAAAUCAUGGCACAAAAUAGUUGUGAGUUUGGGGUUGGCUUAUCAUAUUUUAAAAAUGUUAAUGGUACUCUUUUUUUAUUUUUAUUUUAUUUGCUGAAAGAUUUAUUUUUAUAACAUUUUUAUAAUAUUCCUUGUAUAUAUAAAAUGGCAGGCUUAGAAGUAUUAUUCAUUAUGUAUGGUACUUAAAAGACAAAAGAAAUGUCAGAUACCAUCUGUCACUGAGGUAAAAUUAUAAAUCUUACUUUGCUUUUAUGAUGUGGCAGGUCUUCUGUAGUCAUAGAAUAUGACUUUCACUCCCCAACCUGACCACCAUCCUUGAACAUAUACACCUUAGUUAUUUAUCUUUGUAGUUCCUCUAUCAAUUGAAAGCCCUUCAAAACUGAUUUGAUUGUCUGAUUGCCAAUAUCAGGUCUAAGACAUCUUAUUUUAAAGCAUUUGUUUUAUAUAUGUUAUGUUGAAAUAAAUAUUUUAAAUAUCAGUUGGGAUUUUAAAAUUUGUAAUUACUGAUGCAAUUUAAAUCAUUGUAAUUUCUUCCCUUGACUGGAAUGAGACUCAAUGAAUUAACUGUUUGGCUAAUAAAUAUUUCAUGAAACUACCUACAUAUUUUAUAAAGUAUAUAUAGAUAGAUUCUUUCCAUAUAGGAUAUUUGUUAAUAUGUUCUCCUAUUUUUAUACUUAACAUCAUUACAGACAUUUUCUUUCUACAUGGUUUUGUUAACUAUUUUGUAUUAUUUUAAGCAGUGUUUCAAAAUUAUGUUUUAAAUCUUAUGAUAUCUCUAAUACAUAAAUUAUCAUGUCCUUUGUACAAAAUGUCAUAUUGAAAGCAAAACUUUUUAUACUUCAUCCUUACCAUAGUUUGCAAAGAAAAUGGAAAGAUAAAUAUCAGAAUCCAGAAUACAAUUAAUAUAACUUUGAGGUCAUGUGAUUAAUAUGAAGUGAUAUUCUGUAAUAAUUUUAAUUUGUCUUUAAGAUACCCAGUUUGAUUUGUAAUCUAUAUUUGGACAGUAUAUUAUAUUUUAGAACAAUAGUAACCAAUAAGUAAUAUUUUAAUACUUAUUAAAUGCCUUUGUGUCAUGUAAAUACUAUUUUGAUUAGACAUUUUUCUUAAUUGUAAAUGUAUAUAAUAAAGCCCAUAGUAUUUGUGA